GUUUCUACACGAACACGGAAAAUAUUGGGGUCAGUAACCUCAGCGUCAUAACAUAACAUAACAUAACAUAACAUAACCAUUUCACGGAUAAAGUACCAACGGAACAAACAAUCAGGUCAUAACUUCUGACUAACCGCGUGGAUCCAAACUAACCGAAACUGAAACACUCGCGAGCCAUGAACUGAGUUUCUGAACCUCGUCACAACAACCGCCGAAAGACAAUCAUGUUCAGUUUUCUUGGACUCCGUAAAGACUCAAAGAAGUCAACAUCCGAAGUCGAUGGAGGCUUUGUUAUCAUUGGUGAGACGGUUGACGAGCAGCGGAGGAAGAUGCAGACCAUGAACAUCGCACAGCCAUCUACAUACGUCAUAGUGCAGCCGUCCCGGUCCUUCUGUCCAUAUCCAGCUCUACCCACCGACACACAGCAGCGCACAGCGUUACCAGCACCAGCAGCACCAGCACCAGCAGCACCAGCAGCAGCAGCAGCAGGCAUGUCAGCAGUGGAAGCUGCUUCGACUCUCCCAGAUCUCCUCGGGGACGUCCCCUUCACUUUGGCUCCACAUGUUCUGGCCCUGCACGCAGGCCUCCCCCUGUUUGCUGAUGUGCUGCCCCGGGACAUAAACUACAACCUGGCUAGUUUUCAGUACGACUUCACUUUAGAGAACUCUGUGCUUCAGAGCGCUUAGUCUGUGAACCACGAGGUGUCUGUGGCUGCUCGUUGAUUAUCUGAGAGGUUCCAGCCCUCCGACAUAUUAAACACGUGUGAUUCUGUAGCAAUAUGAACAAAAUACAUUCAACAGAAAAUAAGUUGUAGAAUUAAUAAGCACAGUGAAGCGUUGUAACCUCACAGCAUCACAGGAACGAUUGAGUUUCACUUCCUGGUUGUGUUGCUCGCAGCGUUAUGAUUGGUUAACACAUCGGGACCGUCCAGUCCCUCGCCACACGGAGACGGUUAUAUGAUGCUAUUACUUCCUGGGUUUCUAGCCGUGAUGAUCACAUGUGCUGAGAUCUGGCAGCACGUCUGACACGUCACGUUACGCUUCGCCUUUUGUUUUCUCUUCCAGAUAAGUUGAACUUCCUUGUUUACAAGCUUUCUGAUCAUGUGAUUACUACAACUCUGCUGAGAUGUUUCCUGCUCGGCUCGUGUUGCUUCAUGUUUAUUUUCACAUUUAUUCUAAUAGAAAUUUCUAGUUUGUGCCAUUUAGUCACGAUGUCCAGAGGGAAUAGUGAAAAAGACAGUACUGAUCAAACUGACGGUGAAACUCGAAGACCGGUCUCAGAAGACCCGGGUACAGGCCUGGCUCAGAUCCAGUUAUAGUUCUGCUGACUGCUCGUGUUUCCCCCCGUCGGACCUUUAAGUGAUGCCAGAUCUCAGCAUUGAACUUGGAUUAGAGAUCGUUUAUAAGACUACAAAAUAAAAGCUGUGUUGUUGUUGCUUAUGCUUCAGGUGAAGGUUGUUGUUGCUUCAGCUGAAGAUUGUUGUUGCUUCAGCUUCAGGUGAAGGUUGUUGUUGCUUAUGCUUCAGGUGAAGGUUGUUGUUGCUUCAGCUGAAGAUUGUUGUUGCUUCAGCUUCAGGUGAAGGUUGUUGUUGCUUAUGCUUCAGGUGAAGGUUGUUGUUGCUUCAGCUUCAGGUGAAGGUUGUUGUUGCUUCAGCUUCAGGUGAAGGUUGUUGUUGCUUCAGGUGAAGGUUGUUGUUGCUUCAGCUUCAGGUGAAGGUUGUUGUUGCUUCAGCUUCAGGUGAAGGUUGUUGUUGCUUCAGGUGAAGGUUGUUGUUGCUUCAGGUGAAGAUUGUUGUUGCUUAUGCUUCAGGUGAAGGUUGUUGUUGCUUCAGCUUCAGGUGAAGGUUGUUGUUGCUUCAGGUGAAGGUUGUUGUUGCUUCAGCUUCAGGUGAAGGUUGUUGUUGCUUCAGGUGAAGGUUGUUGUUGCUUCAGCUGAAGAUUGUUGUUGCUUCAGCUUCAGGUGAAGGUUGUUGUUGCUUCAGGUGUUUGGAGGAUGUGGAUCUUUAACUUUAAUCAACAAACACAAGUCUUUGCAUAGAAAGUAAUAAUUCAUUAUUCAUCUAUUUCUGUACAAACUACAAACACAUUUAUGUACAGGACUUUACUCAAUACAGCUCUUGUGUAAUUAAAAAGGCUAUUUAUAUAUUUGACGUUAAUGUUGCACGUCCUCUCACUUCUUCUGACUGUUAUACUUCAGUUCUUCUGCACGUUGGUGUUUUGCUCCCUGUGGCCUUUAGAUGCAGAUCUACUUGUUUUGUUUUCUUGCACGUUUAUCAUUAGAAUGCAGUCAGAUAUAGAAUAAUAAUUAACUUAGUUACGCCUCUGCACUUUUUACUUUAGCAUGACAGCAUGUACUGUACUCCGUGUAGAAGAGAUGCAGCUGGAUCAUCACUUCUUACAUUUAAACAUUUAAUGGUUCCAAUAGCCAAUGCUAAGUGUGUUUCUCCACAGGGGGUGCAGUCAGCUGCUCUUCUUUGUGUUUGAAGUGUCGCAUUCACUUUGGCUGGAAGUCAAACAGACUUGCGACACAGAAACUCAAACAGCUGAGUCUUUAUGAUUUAUUUACCUCCAUGUUUACCUGCCGCCCUGAUAAACUCACGAUAAUGAACUGUACCUGUCACAGCAGCACAUCAUAUCAUUUGGAUAUCGUUUUGUGUUUUUGAAUUCAUGGUAUUUGCAUAAACCAAGUUACAAUCUCUUUUUCUUCUUUGCAGGUAAAUGCUGUAAACAAAUAGACCGAAGGUUUCCCUUCAACGUGUAUUAUGUGUACUUCUUGAUUAGAUGUGAUUAGUUUUAACAUCUUUAACAGGGAUUUUCUUUUGUUUUUUUUGUAAAUAUGACCUUUUUAAAAUGAGCAUAGGAAUUGUGCUGAGUCGUGGAAAUAUCUUCUGCGUAGUCGUGAUUUUACCCAGACAUUUACCAAAUACUUUCUUAGUACCUUUUGAUUGUUUGUAUAAUCAAAUUUGGUCUUUUCAAACCUGCUGUGCCUUUUAAUAUAGUCAGUGUCCAUCCAAUGUUCUUUUAGAAGUAAACACUUCAACAUCUGGAAGUCUGUUGGCUGUAACUGUAGACGGAAAAUUACUUUAAUAAAUUUGAAGCACAUUUCUA
Molecule: messenger RNA, 3107 nt
Organism: Cottoperca gobio
Lineage: Eukaryota; Metazoa; Chordata; Actinopteri; Perciformes; Bovichtidae
Gene: umad1
Product: UBAP1-MVB12-associated (UMA) domain containing 1
Exons: 4
Coding region: 225-686 (153 amino acids)
Source: RefSeq, a predicted model, not a curated record